AUGUCGACCGCCGGUCGCGUCAACAAAUCUGGGCAUCGCUUCGCCCCGAAGCGCAAAGCACCCGCCGCGCCCACGCCUGCCUCGACUCGCACACACCGCGAGGGCUCGACAGCAAGCUCAACCGCCGGUCCGACACCUCGAGCCGCCCACGCGCCGCUCCCGGCUCUCGACGAGGACGCCGCCGAGGAGGUCGCCGACUCGCAGGCCCCCACCGCCUCGGGUUCCGCCUCGAGCGCACCAGCAGCCGCGUCCAGGACAUCACCCAAACGCCCACAAGCUUCCCUGUUUGCGCCAGCCGACCCGACCGGCUCGACCCAGUCGUCGUCGCAACAACCCGCCUCUUCCCUCGCCUCGUCGACCGCGUUCGGCUUCUCGCCCGCCGACCCCUCUGCGUCGACCCAGGCCACCUCGUUCGCGCCCUCGCAGCCGACCCAGCGCAAGUCGCCGCAGCGCGCGACCGCCGUUCUCCCCCUUCCGCCGUCCUCCUCCCCUCAGCGCGUCGCCAACAGCUCCCUUUUCCAGCCGCCCGCCGCCUCGACCUCGUUCUCCUCCCCACAGCGCCCUACCCCGUCGACCGCCGCACCGAACUCGCCACGUGCGCGCGGCACCGCCUUCGCGGUCGGCACCGCCCCGCCGACCGAGAGCCCCCAGCGGCAGCGCGAGCGCGAGCUGCGCGAGUCGUUGAGCCCGGUUCGCCAGGCGGCGCCGCUCCCGACUGCGGCCGAGGCGACGGCGCCGGGCUCGCCAAAGGGCAAGGGCCGAGCCAAGGGCAAGAGCAUCGCUGCGCCGUCCGCGCCGCCCGAUGACGGCCCCGCCGCGUCCACCUCGGCGUCGGCCACCGCGACGACGCGCUCGUCCGGGCGUCGCGCCGCACCCGACGCAGCCGAGUCGCCCGAGCGCGAGCGUGCCGAGACGGCAGCGGCGGCGGACGAGCAGGACGAGCCUGUGCAGCCGGCGGCGACGGGCGCGACCAAGGCGGCGAGCGGGACGCGCUUGCCGAGGGCGGUCAAGGCGGCGGCCAAGACCAAGGGCAAGGGCAAGCAGAAGGCGGUCGAGGAGACGGCCGAGCAGGAGGGAGCGGUCGAGGACGGCGACGAGGCGGGCGAGCCGGCGGCGCUGAAGAAGGGCAAGGGGCGCGCCGCGGCCAAGCGCACCGCCGCCGCCGCCGCCGGCAGCGAGGAGGAGGGAGCUGUUCCGGCCAAGCGCCAGGCGGCUGCAUCGCGCGCCAAGCCCAAGGCCGCUGCCGCUCGCGCGAGCAAGGCCAAGGGCAAGAGCGCCGCCCGGGCGGCCUCUCCCGCCGCCUCGGACCGCGACGACGACCUCGAGCCGUCCGCAUCCGCCAAGGCGCCGGCGGCGGCAGCGGCCGGCGCGAGCGACGACGAGGACGAGGACGAGUCGGCGCAGGACGCGAUCGACGCGAGGGUGCGCAAGCGCGCCAAGCGGCGGCAGGAGAAGGGGCGGGUCGGGCCGAAGAAGGGCAAGGCGGACCAGGCGCUGUUUGGGUCGGACGAGAGCGAGGCGGGAGAGGGCGAGGAGGACGAGGACGACGAGGCGCAGAACGGCCUCGACGACCACGACGACGACGGCGACUCGGACGGGUUCGACCCGGCGGCGGCGACGUCGUCGGCCAAGCGCACCAAGAAGAAAAAGGGCACCAAGAAGGGCGCGUCGGUCAAGGUCAAGGCCGCGUCGCCCGCGCCGCUCCCGACCGUCGACCCGUCCGAGACGCUCAUGGCCGACCUCGCGUCGGUGCGCCCCAAGUUCUCGAUCGGCCGCCCCUCGGAGCGCACCCUCUUCUUCGAGCAGCGCAAGCUCGACGCCAAGAGCGCCCGCAAGGAGAAGCGCCGCAAGAUGAAGCUGCGCGCCAAGGGCCAGCUCGAGGAGAGCGGCGACGAGCAGGACGGCGAGGCGGCGGCAGCGGCGGUCGAGGGCAAGGAGGCGAGCGCGACGCCGGCGCCGCGCGCGAACCCGGCGGGCCUGCGCGAGAUGGAGGAGGACGAGGACGAGCCGCAGGCCGGUCCGUCCGGGUCGGACGCCGGCGCCGCCGCGGUGGACGGCGAGGAAGGUUCGGCACGCGGCGAGGGCGACGAGGACGAGGACGAGGAGGGUGCGGGCGAGCGCGCCGACGACUUUGUCGAGACGCAGUACGCGCCGCAGAUGCGCAUCAUUGACGGGCAGCUCGUGCUCGACGAGUCGAGCCUGCAGGUCGACCGAGGCGGGGACGAGCACCUCGGCCCGCGCGAGGUCAUCGAGGAAUCGGCCCAGGACCGGUUCGUCAACUCGAACUCGUACGGCAAGCGCAAGACGGCCGCCCGGUGGACCAAGGACGAGACCGAGAUGUUCUUCGACGCCGUCUCGCAGUUCGGCACCGACUUUGAGAUGAUCGCGGCGCUGUUCCCGACUCGCACCCGGCGCGAGGUGCGCAACAAGUUCAACAAGGAGGACCGCCUCGACCCGGCCUUCAUCACGUCGCUCAUCAUGAAGCGCAAGUCGGUCGAUGUCGAGGCGUACGCCAAAGCGACCGGGCAAGACCUGUCGGGCCCGGUCCCCGAGGACCCGAUGGAGGCCAUCAACCGCCGGCGCGCCGAGCUCGAGGCCGACCCAUCCCUCGCCGAGGCUGCCGCGUCGGGCUCGGGCUUUGGGCGCAAGCGCAAGGGCAAGAAGGAGGAGGUCGACGAGCACGCGCACGCCGGGUCGAGCAAGAAGCGCAAGAAGCGCAAGCACGACGAGGCGCGUGGUGCGGCCAUCAUGGACGAGGGGAGGGGCCAGAGUGACGAGGAGGAGGAGGAGCUGCGGCGGGUGCGGGAGGAGAUGGAGGAGGAGGAGCGGCAGAGGAUCAUCGACGAGAUGGAGGCGGCGGCGGCCGGGGCUUGA
Messenger RNA from Rhodotorula graminis WP1, 2874 nucleotides. RefSeq lists its product as uncharacterized. Gene Ontology annotation, cellular component: transcription factor TFIIIB complex. The transcript is spliced from 5 exons. Gene Ontology annotation, molecular function: TFIIIC-class transcription factor complex binding. Lineage: Eukaryota; Fungi; Basidiomycota; Microbotryomycetes; Sporidiobolales; Sporidiobolaceae. The record is from RefSeq and is a predicted model, not a curated record. Gene Ontology annotation, biological process: RNA polymerase III preinitiation complex assembly. The coding region runs from base 1 to 2874 and encodes 957 amino acids.